AUGGGGAACCAGGAUGGGAAGCUGAAGAGGAGCGCAGGUGAUGCGGCGCACGAAGGCGGCGGCGCCGAGGAUGCUGUGGGGCCCAGGGAUGUGGAGGCCACAAAGAAGGGGAGUGGGGGCAAGAAGGCGCUGGGCAAGCACGGCAAGGGGGGAGGGGGCGGCGGCGGGGAGCCGGGCAGGAAGAAGAGCAAGUCCGACUCCAGAGCCUCGGUAUUCUCCAACCUGCGGAUCAGAAAGAACCUGUCCAAAGGAAAGGGCGCCGGCGGAUCCCGAGAGGAUGUGCUGGACUCGCAGGCCCUGCAAACCGGGGAGCUGGACAGCGCUCACUCGCUGGUCCCCAAGACUCCUGACCUCAGCCUCUCGGCGGACGAGACUGGCCUAUCGGAUACGGAAUGUGCGGACCCUUUUGAGGCACCUCGACCAGGGGGGCCCGGGCCUGCUGCCCAGGCUGCUGCUGCUGCUACGGCGGCGGCGGUUGGGGCGGUCGCUGAAGAUUUGGAACCCGCGGCGGGGGCGCAGGAUGGACAAAGGACCAGUUCGGGCUCGGACACGGACAUCUACAGCUUUCACUCGGCCACGGAGCAAGAGGAUUUGCUCUCGGACAUUCAGCAGGCGAUCCGUCUGCAGCAACAGCAGCAGCUCCAGCAGCUGCUCCAGGGUUCCGAGGAGGCGUCUGCAGCGCCCCCCACUGAAACGCGCCCUCAGCCAGGGGCCUUCCUGGGCCUGGAGCAGUUCCUGCUGGGGCCGAGCAGUGGACCGGGAGAGGUUCCUGCUAGUCCGGACACGGAGCAGGCGCUGUCCGCACUCUCGGAUCUGCCCGAGAGCCUGACUGUCCAGCGCGCAGUGCCGGAGCAGGCGCCGUCUCCAGGCGCCCCCGUGGCCUCGGAGGCGCCCAGCCUCCCCUUGGUUCAACCUGAGGCCGCGGUCUCAGCCUCCUCCGCUGCCUUUUCGUUUCCAGAGACCAGGCCUGGGGAGGGCACAACAGAAACCCUGGUGCGAGGGACUGGGGACACGGAUGAGGAAGCCGAGGAGGAGGCUUUUGAGGAUGCUCCCAGAGGCUCUCCAGGGGAGGAGUGGGCCCCAGAGAGGGAAGAGGCCCGGGAGAAGUCGGUGGUUGAGCCCGACAUGCCGGCAGGAGAGCCCGAAGUCCCCGCAGCCGCCUCCCUGCCCAGCAGCCCCGCUCCCAGCCCGCGCUGCUUCAAGCCCUAUCCGCUCAUCAACCCCUGCUACAUCAAGACCACCACCCGGCAACUCAGCUCGCCCAAUCACUCCCCGUCUCAUUCUCCCGACCAGAGCCCCAGGAUCAAGAGGCGGUUGGAAUCCUCCCUGAGCCGGGGACCCAGAACUGCCUUGGCCUCGGCAGCCGCUCCUGCCAAGAAACACCGGGCAGACAGCGGCCUCGUGGGUGGCCUCAGCCGCUCUGCUGACUGGACAGAAGAAGUGGGCACCCGCCCGCCCCGGGCAGGGGGCUCUGCACACCUGCUGGAGCGCAAGGUAGCCCCUGAAGGCGGGGAUAGAGUGGCACCAGUGCUGGCCGCCAAGGCACCUGGGUCAACCACAGCUGCUGAUGGCUUCCAGAACGUGUUCACAGGGAGGACUCUAUUGGAGAAACUAUUCAGCCAGCAGGAGAACGGGCCUCCAGAAGAAGCAGAGAAGUUUUGUUCACGGAUCAUUGCCAUGGGUCUGCUACUUCCUUUUAGUGACUGCUUCAGGGAACCAUGUAAUCAGAAUGCCCAAUCGAGUUCAGCUCCGUUUGAUCAAGAUCAACUUUACACCUGGGCUGCAGUUAGUCAACCCACACACUCGCUGGAUUACUCAGAAGGGCAGUUUCCCAGGCGAGUCCCGUCAGCAUGGCUACCAUCCAAACCUCCUGAUGAAGAGCACAGGCCCAAGGAGUCUGAACCAGAAUUUCAGUCUGCUGUUCUGGAAACUCCGAACAAGUGUCCAGAUGCUGUCCAGCAGGAGGUCCUUGACACGAGGUUUGAGGGACAGGCCAAUGUCAUUCAGCAACUGGAACAGACCAUUGAAGACCUAAGGACCAAAAUAGCUGAGCUGGAGAAGCAAUACACCACUGUGGACGUGGAACUGACCAGAGGCCAUCGAGGGGUCGAGAAUGGAGUGGCACCCUCAGAAGAUGUCUGUCUUGAAGCACUCAGGUUAGGAGAAGAGGAUAUUCAGCCUCAAAGGAUUUUACAAGCAAAAUCAAUACAGACGUCCCCUACAGAAGAGGGUGGGAUUCUCACACUAGCUUCUGGGAAUGCAUUGCCUGAAGGGCCUCCAGGCCCAGCUGGGGCUGAGAGCGGGGCAUCAGCUCUCUCAUCUUCACCUCCUGGAUUACAGACCAAGUUUUGUUCAGAGAUUUCUUUGAUUGUGUCUCCAAGGAGAAUAUCAGUACAACUUGAUGCCCAUCAACCCACACAAAGUGUGUCACAGACUCUGCCCCCUUCAUCCCUUCUGCCAUCCAAUGGUCAUGGACAGCCUGCAUCUCCGCUGCCACAUGCUUCUCUUCAUAUUGACUUGGAAGACAGUCAUGAACACUCUGUUUUUGUAAACAGCUGUACCAUCCCACACUCACCACUUUUGCCUUGCACAGAGUCGCCCAGCUCCAUGCCUGGCCUGGGCAUGGCCAUGUCUCCACACCCGCCUUCCCUUGGCAUGACAGUGCCUGCUCUGCCCAGUACAGCCAUCCCCCCACCUCCUCCUCUGCCAGAUACAGAAAUGCAACUACACCCUCCCCCUCCUGUAUCUGAUAAGGGAGUAUCCCUUCCUCCCCCUCUACCAGGUGUGGGGAUACCCCCUCCCACCCCUCUACCAGGUGUGGUAAUUCCUCCCGCCCCCCCUCUACCUGGUGUGGGAAUUCCCCCGGCUCCCCCUUUACCUGGUAUGGGAAUACCUCCUCCCCCUCCUCUACCAGGUGUGGGGAUACCCCCUGCACCCCCUCUACCAGGUGUGGGGAUACCCCCUGCCCCCCCUCUACCAGGUGUGGGGAUACCCCCUGCCCCCCCUCUACCAGGUGUGGGGAUACCCCCUGCCCCUCCUCUGCCUGGUGUGGGGAUACCCCCUGCCCCCCCUCUACCUGGUGUGGGAAUUCCCCCGGCUCCCGCUUUACCUGGUAUGGGAAUACCUCCUCCCCCUCCUCUACCAGGUGUGGGGAUACCCCCUGCACCCCCUCUACCAGGUGUGGGGAUACCCCCUGCCCCCCCUCUACCAGGUGUGGGGAUACCCCCUGCCCCUCCUCUACCAGGUGUGGGGAUACCCCCUGCCCCUCCUCUACCAGGUGUGGGGAUACCCCCUGCCCCCCCUCUACCAGGUGUAGGGAUACCCCCUGCCCCCCCUCUACCUGGUGUGGGAAUUCCCCCUGCUCCCCCUUUACCUGGUAUGGGAAUACCUCCUCCCCCUCCCCCUCCUCCUCUUUCAGGAGCUGGGCUUCCUCCCCCUCCUCCCCAUCCUGUACCUGGUGCUGGCAUUCCUCCUCCUCCUCCUUUACCAGGUACCGGGAUUCCUCCUGCUCCAGCUCCUCCGCCUCCUGGGACAGGAAUCCCUCCACCUCCUCCACCCCCUCUUCUUCCUGGUUCAGGCCCUUCACUCACCCCACAAGUUGGGAGUAGCACUUUACCAACACCGCAAGUGUGUGGAUUUCUUCCUCCUCCAUUGCCCACUGGCCUGUUUGGAUUAGGGAUGAAUCAAGACAAAGGGAGUAGGAAGCAGCCAAUAGAACCUUGUCGGCCCAUGAAGCCUCUUUAUUGGACGAGAAUUCAACUGCAUAGUAAAAGAGAUUCCAGUCCUUCACUUAUUUGGGAAAAAAUUGAAGAGCCAUCCAUAGAUUGUCAUGAAUUUGAGGAGUUAUUUUCUAAAACUGCUGUAAAGGAGAGAAAGAAGCCAAUUUCUGACACCAUCUCAAAGACAAAGGCUAAACAAGUCGUCAAGUUAUUAAGCAACAAACGAUCACAAGCAGUUGGAAUAUUGAUGUCUAGCCUUCAUUUAGACAUGAAAGACAUACAACAUGCUGUUGUUAACUUGGACAACUCUGUGGUUGACCUGGAGACCCUUCAAGCUCUCUAUGAGAAUAGAGCUCAAUCAGAUGAACUGGAAAAAAUUGAGAAGCAUGGCCGAUCUUCCAAAGACAAGGAAAAUGCCAAAUCCCUGGACAAACCGGAACAGUUCCUUUAUGAACUGUCACUAAUCCCCAACUUUUCAGAGCGAGUAUUUUGCAUCCUGUUCCAGUCUACGUUUUCAGAAAGCAUUUGCACAAUUCGUCGCAAACUGGAAUUACUACAGAAAUUGUGUGAGACAUUAAAAAACGGCCCCGGGGUUAUGCAGGUUCUGGGUUUGGUUCUUGCCUUUGGCAACUACAUGAAUGGUGGAAAUAAGACUCGGGGUCAGGCAGAUGGUUUUGGAUUAGACAUUCUUCCGAAGCUGAAAGACGUCAAGAGCAGUGACAACAGCAGAAGUCUUUUAUCAUACAUUGUUUCAUUUUAUCUUCGAAAUUUUGAUGAGGAUGCUGGAAAGGAACAGUGUGUCUUCCCAUUGCCAGAACCCCAGGAUCUUUUUCAAGCCUCACAAAUGAAGUUUGAAGAUUUUCAGAAAGAUCUCCGGAAACUGAAGAAAGACUUAAAAGCGUGUGAGGUGGAAGCGGGCAAGGUGUACCAGGUCUCUUCAGCAGAGCACAUGCAGCCGUUCAAAGAAAACAUGGAGCAGUUUAUCAUUCAAGCUAAAAUUGACCAAGAGACAGAGGAGAAUUCACUGACAACGACGCAUAAAUGUUUCUUGGAGACCACAGCCUAUUUCUUCAUGAAACCAAAACUUGGAGAGAAGGAGGUGUCCCCAAAUGUUUUCUUCAGUAUCUGGCAUGAAUUCAGUUCUGACUUUAAAGACUUUUGGAAGAAAGAGAACAAACUUAUUCUACAAGAAAGAGUAAAAGAAGCUGAAGAGGUGUGUAGGCAGAAGAAAGGAAAAUCUCUUUAUAAAAUAAAACCAAGACAUGACUCUGGAAUUAAAGCAAAGAUAAGCAUGAAAACCUAAACAGUGAAAAGCAGAAUAAGUCAUUGCCACAAUUUUCGCAAAACCCAACUGACCUGAGGGUGGAAAGGAAACUACAUCCAUGCAAAUCAUUUUCUUCUUGAGCUCUUGUAUAAUCUUUGUGUUUUCUAGACUGUUUACUGAUUAUUGAAUUUUACUGUAUAUUCACAUAAAAAUGCAAAAGUGGUAGACCAGUGGAGAACUUGACUGACAUCUUUCUUUUUUUAAAAGUUUAUAGUGUUAUACUAGUAGACCAAAAGAGCAUGUAAUAAGAGGCAGUAUCUGCGUCAGGUCUGAACAUGCAAAACAUUAGUCUAAAAUUUACUUUUGUGAGACUAUUCCUUGUCAUAGGAAAAAAAAAAAAAAACCUUUCCUGUUCUACUGACAACCAAUGCUCCUACUUCAUUGUAUUUAGAUUUCUGGGU
Messenger RNA from Ochotona curzoniae (black-lipped pika), 5444 nucleotides. It is a transcript of the gene FMN2, whose product is annotated as formin 2. Gene Ontology annotation, cellular component: nucleus; cytoplasm; endoplasmic reticulum membrane. The coding region runs from base 1 to 5022 and encodes 1673 amino acids. Lineage: Eukaryota; Metazoa; Chordata; Mammalia; Lagomorpha; Ochotonidae. The record is from RefSeq and is a predicted model, not a curated record. Gene Ontology annotation, biological process: intracellular transport. The transcript has 18 exons.